AUGAGUUCCUCGCGCGCCGUCCAUCAUUUUGUAUCCCCUGAGAAAGAGGUUAAUGCUGGCCUUUGGUCUCUUUUCGCCGGUGCGACCAUAUGUCUCGGCCUUCGACUCUAUUGCAAAUUGAGACGUCAAGGUCUCUGGUGGGACGAUUAUAUACUCAUACUAUCCUGGGUGGUCCUCCUCACAGCCGACAUAUUCAUUUCCUACGAGUUCGCCACCGGAUAUGUCGUCAAGACUUGGAACGAUCGUAUGUUGAUUCUUGUGACGAUCUCAUCCUGCCUCACUACCGCCGGCCAAACAUGGAGCAAAUCCGCCUUCGCGGUAACGCUUCUCAGGAUGACAAAUGCCUGGCAAAAGGCCAUUUGCAUCAUCACCCUCAUCGUCCUCAACAUCUUCCUAGUCCUCAAGGUUUUUGUGAAUUGGUCUAAAUACUGUGACAAAUCCGGUUAUCAAAAUUGGUGGAGGAUGCCUGGUUUCUUCUUCAACAUCGUUGCGGACUUUGUGCUCGCUCUCUUUCCAUGGAUGGUUACAUGGAAGCUGAAGAUAUCUCUCAAGGAGAAGAUUGCUCUUUGUAUAACCAUGAGCCUCGGAAUUGUGGUCGCCAUCAUCUCAGCCGUAAGAACUGCUUGGAUGAAUGACCCAAGUGUCGAUGCCUAUAAUGACUAUUAUUUUUGGCGCCAAGGAUUAUCAAUGGUCUGGUACUCAGCCGAGGUAGCCGGCACUAUAAUCGUGCAAUCCAUACCACUAAUGCGACCACUGUUAAACGACAUGCACUCCUCACUAGCAUCUAGAAAACUAAAUUCCGACGCCGACAGAGGAUACGGCCCCGGGAAGAGUAUUAAAAGCGCAAAGCGAAGAACCCUCACCUUGAUCCUCCAAGGUGCGGACAUGACAGACGACGUAAAUGGCACCGACGACAAGAAAAGAGAGGAUGUAGAUCGAAUGCACCUGACCCAAGACGAGAACGGCAAGAUAGUCCUGCGGAGAAGGACCCAGGAACCACCCAUGGAGUAUGAAGAGAGCCGCAUGGCGAGCAGAAGGCUGGAAGAGGACGAGAUUGGCUUGACGCAGGAUUCAAAGGGGAGGAUUGUGAUGACCAGUGAUUACCACGCCGAUGGGGACUUGGGCCAAACUCCCGCGUAUAGCGCUCACAGGGGUCCGGAGGACAUUCCCAAGUAUAGCGCCCACGCAUGUUUGGAGGAGAUCCCAGAGUAUGACGACCACGGAGAAUUGGAGCAGAUUCCUGAAUACCGCAGCAUCGAAGACAAGGAAGAGAUUCCUAUGACAGAAUUCCACGCCACUACUAGUAAAUAA
Messenger RNA from Sclerotinia sclerotiorum 1980 UF-70, 1311 nucleotides. RefSeq lists its product as hypothetical. The transcript has 4 exons. The record is from RefSeq and is a predicted model, not a curated record. The coding region runs from base 1 to 1311 and encodes 436 amino acids. Lineage: Eukaryota; Fungi; Ascomycota; Leotiomycetes; Helotiales; Sclerotiniaceae.